Messenger RNA from Musa acuminata AAA Group (dessert banana), 1515 nucleotides. RefSeq names its product mitochondrial thiamine diphosphate carrier 2. The coding region runs from base 195 to 1190 and encodes 331 amino acids. Lineage: Eukaryota; Viridiplantae; Streptophyta; Magnoliopsida; Zingiberales; Musaceae. The transcript is spliced from 7 exons. Gene Ontology annotation, cellular component: mitochondrial inner membrane. Gene Ontology annotation, biological process: thiamine pyrophosphate transmembrane transport. Gene Ontology annotation, molecular function: thiamine transmembrane transporter activity. The record is from RefSeq and is a predicted model, not a curated record.
CUUUAUUUUCCCUUUUCCAGCGGUGGUGUCUUGUCUCUUCGCCUCGUCUCGAACCCCAAAUCCCUCACGUGCAUCGCCUCUUCUUUUGUUGUCCGAGGCGAUCCCGUCAUAUCCCAACUCGCUUGAUCGUGGAACUCCACUUUCUUGCUCCGUGCCUUUUCGGGGCUCUAGGGGACUUUAGGUAUUCGUGGUGGAUGGAGGAGCCGGGGCAGUUGAAGCGAGCGCUGGUCGAUUCUCUGGCCGGCGCCGUCUCUGGUGGGAUCUCCAGGACGGUGACUUCGCCGUUGGAUGUGAUCAAGAUUAGGUUUCAGGUUCAAAUAGAGCCGACAUCUUCGUGGGCCUUACUAAAAAGGGAUUUGUAUGGUACUUCAAAAUAUACAGGCAUUUUACAAGCUACUAGAGAUAUUUUUCGAGAGGAAGGUUUGUCGGGAUUCUGGAGAGGGAAUGUUCCAGCUCUACUAUUAUACAUGCCUUACACUGCUAUACAAUUCACAGUUCUGCACAAAUUGAAAACUUUUGCAGCAGGCUCAUCUAAAACAGAGGAUCACUUGCAGUUGAGCCCUUAUUUGUCUUACUUUAGUGGGGCAUUAGCAGGAUGUGCAGCCACGAUAGGAUCAUAUCCUUUUGAUCUUCUACGAACCAUUUUAGCAUCACAGGGUGAGCCAAGGGUUUAUACAACCAUGAGAUCUGCUUUUCUUGACAUCAUGAAAACUCGUGGUGUGCGAGGAUUAUAUGCUGGCUUCUCACCUACACUUGUUGAGAUCAUUCCUUAUGCUGGACUGCAAUUUGGAUCAUACGACACUUUCAAGCGAUGGAUGAUGGCGUGGAACAGAUACAGAUUUUCCAAUAUUAGCUCAAUGAGGCCAGAUGAUUCUCUCUCUAGCUUCCAGUUGUUUCUAUGUGGGUUUGCAGCUGGAACGUGUGCGAAAGCCAUUUGUCACCCUCUUGAUGUGGUCAAAAAGAGAUUCCAGAUUGAAGGUCUACGGAGACAUCCAAAGUAUGGGGCAAGAGUUGAGAACCAGACAUACAAGAACAUGUACCAUGCCCUAUGGCAGAUAUUGCAUGUGGAAGGGUGGCCAGGUCUCUACAAGGGCAUCUUCCCAUCGCUAAUAAAAUCUGCUCCUGCUGGUGCAGUCACAUUUGUCGCGUACGAGUACAUCUCGGACUGGUUGGAAACUCUACUCACAUGAAAAGCGUUAAUAUAGUUAUUUGGUUUGUUAGUUCUCUAUACAGCAAUUCUUUUUAAUUUUCUGGGGAAGUGCAAUUUUCAUUAAAGCCACUUCAUUAUGGCAAACAAUGUUUUGGUGCAUCAGAUGAGUUUUUGCAAGCCCAUGCAAUCAUGAUGCAUGGUUAGGAAGUGUUAGCAACAACUUAAUUAUGCUCAUUCUUGCAUUUGCUUGCCCUAACAAGGCCCUGUCUUUUGUAACAUGAAUAAACCACUCGGGCUAAAAGAUAUAGCUCUGUAAUUUUUUUUCCCAGGAAAGGAACGAGGGGAGAGGUUGCUUUAAAAGCUCA